ACAAAUCGACUUACAGGGCAUUGGGAAGAAGGGCACAGGCAGAAAGUCAAGUGAAGAGAAACUUCUUCAGAUAUGAGCUGUAUUCUCCAAACAGCUUUUUAGUUACUUUCCCAAUAAUUUUACUGCUUCCUCUUAAGUAGUUAAGUUUUUGUUUUUGUUUUGUUGUUUGUUUGUUUUUUUUAAGAUAACUGCGGUAAUGAAACUGAGUGUGGGGAUAUUUUUUGGAGGCUUCUUUGCGGCUCUGGGGGUUUUGCUUUUUUUGGUGGCAUUUGGAACUGAUUAUUGGCUUCUUGCUACAGAAAUAGGAAGGUGCUCAAAAGCACCUGAAGAUGCUGGGGGAGAGAAGGCCACUUUCCAUCAUGAAGGUUUCUUCUGGAGGUGCUGGUUUAGUGGAAAUGUAGGAGAAAAUAAUGCCAGCAUGUGGAAUUUCUGGUAUACUAACCAGUCACCUUCUAAGAAUUGUACACAUGCUUACCUGUCACCAUUUCCUCUUAUCCGAGAUGAACACAACUCAACCUCCUAUGACUCUGCAAUCAUUUAUCGAGGUUUCUGGACAGUUCUUAUGCUCCUGGGAGUGCUCACUAUUGUGAUGGCUAGUUUCUUCAUCAUCUGUGCAGCUCCUUUUGCCAGCCACAUUCUGUACAAAGCAGGAGGAGGCUUUUUCAUCCUUGCUGGUGUCUUGUUCUCUCUGGUAGUCGUGAUGUAUGUCAUCUGGGUCCAGGCGAUGGCUGAUCUGGAAGACUACACAAACAUGAAAAAAAUGGAUUGCCCAGACUUUGCUGUUUAUGUACAUUAUGGCUGGUCAUUUAUGCUGGCUCCUAUAGGAGUAUUUUUUGCUUUAUUAGCGGGAAUGCUGUUCUUGUUGGUAGGGCGUGCCAUUUAUUUACACUCAGACUAGUCAUACACUGCUGCAGGGAAUAAAGGAAUCUUAGUGAAACUUCAUGACGAUUGUAAACUGGAACACAAUUUUAUACGUUAUUACCGUUAUGGCAAUCCUAAGUGUGCAGGCAGACUUCUGGAAGUUCUUCUGUUACUUCUUUAAGGGUAGAGGACACAAAACUCAAUACAGGAAGAAAUCACCUGUAGUCCCAACUAGUUUAUUUGAAUUCUUUAGGAAGUACACCCACUGUUCUCCAUAUAGUACUAUUAGCAGCGUUUUUGCAGUUUUGCAAACAGAGGAAGGCAAAAAUUGUCUGUAACCCAAAGCCCAACAUGAAGUGGGCCAAAUCAACAUUUUAUACAUUUGUCUUUUAACAUUUAUCUUGUGCGUCUGCUUGUGGAGAAUGGUACAAGGUGGAGGGGAAAACAAACAUUUAAACAGAGUAAUUCAAUCUACCUCCUCUCCUGUUUUCCACUGCUUGCCUUAGCUUUAAUACAAGCAAACAUUUCUGCACUUUAUAAAAAUAGAGUGCAGUUGUUCAUGCAGCAUCCAUGGGAAGCGGACGGGAGAGAAGACAAUUGCCGUGAUCUGCGACAUGGUGCUAGUCCAUACAUGUAAAAACUUACCUGCUUCUGUUACACAUUUCUCUUUUCUGUAUGCAUCUGAAAGCUGUAUACUUCUGUAUUCUGAAAUCCAUAUUUGUUGCAUGAUUCUGUAAGCCAAUAUGCCAUAGUUAAAUCUCUAGCUGAAGUUAUGCCAAAAUUGUACUUUGAAUUAUACCAUUAAUAUUUUAAUCAAGUUUUAAGCCUUUUAUUUUUGAAUGGAAUAAUUGGCUCCUCCAACAAACAUUUUCCUGGUUGUGUAAAAUGACUUUUUUAUUAAAAAAUGUUUAUGAAGACAAUA
This is a messenger RNA of Chroicocephalus ridibundus (black-headed gull), 1783 nucleotides long. It is a transcript of the gene TMEM182, whose product is annotated as transmembrane protein 182. Gene Ontology annotation, cellular component: membrane. The record is from RefSeq and is a predicted model, not a curated record. NCBI's taxonomy places the organism in Eukaryota, Metazoa, Chordata, Aves, Charadriiformes, Laridae. The coding region runs from base 197 to 898 and encodes 233 amino acids. The transcript is spliced from 5 exons.